Molecule: messenger RNA, 1790 nt
Organism: Pogonomyrmex barbatus (red harvester ant)
Lineage: Eukaryota; Metazoa; Arthropoda; Insecta; Hymenoptera; Formicidae
Gene: pelo
Product: pelota mRNA surveillance and ribosome rescue factor
Biological process (GO): nuclear-transcribed mRNA catabolic process, non-stop decay; RNA surveillance; nonfunctional rRNA decay
Cellular component (GO): cytoplasm
Source: RefSeq, a predicted model, not a curated record
UGUGAAUGUAAUUAUUUAAGAUUAUUGUAAUCACAUAAGUUAUAUGAAUAUUAGGUAUAAGAAUUUGUAAUCGUACGAAUAGCGCCAUCUGCAUAAGAUGGAUAAUUUUGAGGUUACCUACCAAUCACGUUACGAAGAUUGCGAAUCGUCGAGAAGCGUGAAGUAUGUUUGACAUAUGGCAUAACUUAUUGUGCAAUGCUUGGAGUAAAGAAAACGUGAGCUCGACAAUGUUCCUAAAGAUUUAAUUCGUGCAAUAAAUGUUAAGAUAAAAAAAUUCUUCAAGAUGAAGCUAGUAUCAAGAAAUGUAGAUAAAGAUGGAGAAGGGCGAGUAUCUCUUGUCCCUGAAAAUACAGAGGACAUGUGGCACGCCUAUAAUCUCAUUAGUGAAGGGGACUUUGUAAGCUGUUCCACUAUUAGGAAAGUGCAAAUGGAAUCUGCAACUGGUAGCUCUAACAGUUAUAGAGUUAGAACUACUCUAACGAUAUGUGUAGAAAAUAUUGAUUUUGAUACGCAAGCAUGUGUUUUACGACUUAAAGGUAGAAACGUAGAAGAAAAUAAAUAUGUUAAGACAGGAGCAUAUCAUACAUUGGAUGUUGAACAAAAUCGGAAAUUUAGUAUCACUAAAACUAAAUGGGAUUCUAUCUCUUUGGAAAGAGUCGACACUGCAUGCGAUCCUGCACAGAAUGCUGAUGUAGCUGCCAUAAUUAUGCAGGAAGGCAUAGCACAUAUUUGUUUGAUAACUUCCAAUAUGACAAUCGUCCGUGCGAAAAUUGAUCAAGUUAUACCAAGGAAGAGAAAAGGAAACGUUUCACAACAUGAAAAGGGUUUAACACGAUUUUACGAGAGCAUUGUGCAAGGCAUAUUAAGGCACGUUAAUUUUGAUCUAGUAAAGUGCGUUAUCCUUGCUAGCCCUGGUUUUGUGAAAGAUCAAUUUAUGGACUACAUGAUACAGCAAGCUGUUAAAUCUGAUAAUAAAAUUAUUUUAGAUAAUAAAAGUAAAUUUUUGCUAGUUCAUGCUAGUUCAGGUUUUAAACAUUCACUGAAAGAGGUUCUAGCCGAUCCCACUGUAAUCUCUCGAAUUUCGGAUACCAAAGCAGCGGGAGAAGUAAGAGCUUUAGAAACAUUUUAUAAUACUCUACAGACGGAUCCUGCUAGAGCGUUUUAUGGCAAGAAACAUGUUGAAAAAGCUAGUGCUGCUCAAGCAGUGGAAACUCUACUUAUAUCAGAUAAAUUGUUCAGGUGUCAAAAUGUAGCACUGAGAAAAGAAUAUGUUGACCUAGUUGAAAGCGUGAAAGACUCUGGUGGUGAUGUUAAAAUAUUUUCGAGUCUACAUGUUUCGGGUGAACAAUUAGAUCAAUUAACUGGAAUAGCGGCUUUAUUACGUUUUCCUAUGCCGGAACUAGAAGACGAAAGUGAAGACUCAGAAGAAGAUUAAAAGCACUACUGAUAUACUAACAACUAACAACUUUGUAUAUAUCUGUGCUAUGCGCAAUCAAAAAUAUCAUAUUAAUAGUAAAAGGAAAAAAUGAUCUUUGUAUUUAUUUCAUAUGUUUAAGAAUUUUGUAUCUUAUAGUUUACAUAUAAUACUAUUUGUGAUAAAGUUGCACUUAAAAAUUUGCGUUAUGUUACAAUCGUUUGCUGUUUAUUGUUAUUUCGUUCAUAUAAUAUAAAACAGGAUUAAAAUUAAGAAAUAUAUCAUAGAGAUGAUAUAUUUAAAAUCUUCGUGAAUAUGAAUGUAAAUGAUCUGCAUUGGUAUAUGUAAUAUGAAAAUAUUAAAUAAUUAAAAAGUA